Messenger RNA from Perca fluviatilis (European perch), 2786 nucleotides. RefSeq names its product endothelin receptor type B-like. Gene Ontology annotation, cellular component: membrane. The transcript has 8 exons. Gene Ontology annotation, molecular function: endothelin receptor activity. Lineage: Eukaryota; Metazoa; Chordata; Actinopteri; Perciformes; Percidae. The coding region runs from base 402 to 1841 and encodes 479 amino acids. The record is from RefSeq and is a predicted model, not a curated record. Gene Ontology annotation, biological process: vasoconstriction; enteric nervous system development; G protein-coupled receptor signaling pathway.
CCUCCUUCCUCAGUUUUGACUCGACUGAGCAGAGCUUCUUCUUCUCCUCUCGUUAACACUCAGCGAAGACUUUUGGAAGGAUUUAAUUCAACAAAAAUCCACAGAAGAAGACGGAAAAAAAACCCAAACAAGAGCCUCGAAAUAACCAAAUUCAAGAGCUGCGGUCAAAUUCAGGUCCAGUCCAACGUUGAGAACUUCUAGAGCCUCUUGGACUUGCAGCAGCGGAGGUUUUUUUAGAGGCGGUUCUGAGAUCUGAGGUGGUUUUGGAACGGGAUCCUGAACGUAAGAGCGGGUCUAGAAGGCGCGGAAAAGUUCGCCUACGAGUUCUGGAAAUACUGCAGGUCCGACAAGUUGGUCUCUAGAUUUGCGUUGUGUUUUCGUAGUUGUUCUCAAGAGUCCAGAUGUUCUUUGGAGUCAGACAAGUGGAUUCAGAAAAGGGCUUUGGACCCAAAGCGGGCUCCAGAGUUCCCUCCAUGUUCACCGCGCUGCUGGCCGUCUGGUGUUUGGCAUUUGUCGACCCGGUUGGUUGCCGCAGCGGCAACUUCUCAGAUCUGAUGCCAUCGGAGCCGCCUGACUUCCACGGCGCGGGCACGCCUCUGGUGGAUCGCGUCCAGACCUCGGACCACGGAGAGCCACAUCGGGCGCAAGAGACCGCCGCGAUCAAGCGGCCCCCGUCCGCCCUGGAGAAAGGACGAUCAAAAGAAGUCAGCAAGCCGAAGCACAAACCCGACAGGAAGCCUGACUCGUCUUCCUCCAACUCCUCAGUGGCGGUGGUCCGUGUGCGCCCGGUGUCGCCGCCGCGCUGCCUGCACGCCACGUCGAUAAAAAACGCCUUCAAGUACAUCAACACGGUGCUGUCCUGCGUUAUCUUCGCCGUGGGGAUCGUUGGAAACGCCACGCUGCUGAGGAUUAUCUGCCAAAACAAAAGCAUGAGGAACGGACCCAACGCGCUGAUAGCCAGCCUGGCCCUGGGAGACCUGAUCUACAUCGCCAUUGACCUGCCGAUCAACGUCUACAAGCUCCUGGCAGGGCAGUGGCCGUUUGCCGACAGUGUGUUCGGACUAUUCCUCUGUAAGCUGUUUCCCUUCCUGCAGAAAGCUUCAGUCGGCAUCACCGUCCUCAACCUGUGUGCUCUGAGUGUGGACAGGUAUCGUGCGGUGGCGUCCUGGUCCCGGGUGCAGGUAACAGGCGUUCCCACGGUAACGGCGGUGGAGAUCGUGGCGAUCUGGCUGCUGUCCCUGGCGCUGGCUGUGCCCGAGGCCAUCGGCUUCAACAUGGUCACCUUCGACUACAGGAACGUUACCAUGACGACCUGCAUGCUGCAGCCCAAGACGCCCUUCAUGACGUUCUACCGGGAUGCGAAGGACUGGUUGCUGUUUGGCUUCUACUUCUGCGUUCCUCUGGUGUGUUCGGCCGUUUUCUACGGCCUGAUGACCUGCGAGAUGCUCCGACACCAGAAAGGAAGUCUGAGGAUCGCACUGAGUGAACACCUUAAACAGCGUAGGGAAGUAGCUAAAGCCGUGUUCUGCCUGGUGCUGAUCUUUGCUCUGUGCUGGUUCCCACUCCAUCUGAGUCGCCUGCUGAAGUGGACCGCCUACAAAUCCCAUGAUGCAAACCGCUGCCAACUGUUAAAUUUCCUGUUGGUGCUCGACUACUUCAGCAUCAACAUGGCAACCAUCAACUCCUGCAUCAACCCCAUAAUCCUCUACUUUGUCUCCAAGAAGUUCAAGAACUGCUUCAAGUCCUGUCUGUGUUGUUGGUGUUAUUCUGGCUCUCUCUCCAACAGUACGCUGCCUCUCCACCACGGGACGAGCCUGCAGUACAAACACACUGACCCCUGACAGAGAGAGAGAGAGAGAGAGAGAGAGAGAAAGAGAGAGAGAGAGAUUCUGUAACCUCAUCUCCAACUCAGCAACUGAACCCAUCAUCACCCACACUGAGAAGAGACUUCGUUGCUUUACAGAUUAACCACUAUAUCAAACCUCUAAUGCAGUGGUUUUCAACCUUUUUUGAGCCACGGCACAUUUUUUACAUUAAAAAAAAAUCCCGCGGCGCACCACCAACCAAAAAUGUUACAAAAUGACACAUCAUAGUCUAAUAAAAUCAGAAUCUGCAUUUUUUCUUUUUGUUUAAAUGUAUCCAUCGCUUUUGCAGGCUUACAUCGAUGAUCUCAGCCCUACUGAUUACAUCCUGUCACUGCGGGAUGCGCGCAGGUGGCAGUAAUUCUGUUGUCUUAAAUCAACAAGGUUGUUAUUGCGCUAUACUGCCACCUACUGAUACAGAAUAGUAUUUAAUUUCUCUGCCAGUCAUCAUAUUGCAGGCACAGAUGUGCAACAAUCUCAAACACUAUUGUGCCGCGGCACAGUGGUUGAAAAUCACUGCUCUAAUGUUUAAUGUUUUACCUUUUCGUGGUGUAUUUAUUCAGGGCUAAAUAUUAUGUUUUAUUACAGACUAUAACUAAUAAUUGUAGGGUGAUUUAUUGCCCAUAUUAUAGGGCCAGAAGUAUGUGGACUACGACAUCAACAUACCUACUUGUGCUUCUGAUCUGGGGCUGUGUAUGACUGUAUGGGCCAGUGGUAUGAAUAGUUACUCAUAUUUACAGUCUGUGGUUACAACGCUGCACCUGGCAAAACAACAACCUUGUAACUGAAAAACACUUAGGCUAUGUUCACGCUUGGCGUCUUUUUUGACAAGAAAAAGUUGACUAGGGCACUUUUGUAGUGAAAAAAAAGAAAAGCUGGCAGCGUUUUGGUUCCAAAAAGCAGCCGAGAGCGUCUUUUGUUGCU